UAGCUAGUUCUUUCAAAUUAUUAGACACAUUCAUCCAUCUUCCAUAUUCAUAUUCCUAGCAUUAGUCCUUCCACAAUGAAGUUCUUUAGCUGGAUGCAAAAUAAACUUGGUGGGAAACAAGAGAAUAAAAAAUCAAACACAUCUACAUCUACUACAUAUCAUGCAAAACAAGAGCCUAGAGAAGAAUUCAGUGAUUGGCCUCAUAGUUUGCUAGCAAUUGGAACAUUUGGAAACAACAAUGAAAUCACACAAAACAUAGAUAACCAAAAUAACCAACAAGAGGAUCCAUCUUCAACAGCAGAGGAAAUACUAGACUUCACUCCUGAAGAAAUUGGGAAACUACAAAAGGAAUUAACUAAACUUCUACGAAAAAAACCAAAUGUCGAAAAAGAGAUUUCUGAGCUUCCUCUUGAUAGAUUUCUUAACUGUCCAUCAAGUUUGGAGGUUGAUAGGAGAAUCAGCAAUGCACUUUGCAGUGAAUCAGGUGGUGACAAAGAUGAAGAUAUUGAGAAGACACUUAGUGUUAUACUUGAUAAAUGCAAAGAUAUUUGUGCCGAAAAAAGCAAGAAAUCAAUUGGAAAGAAAUCUAUUUCUUUUCUUCUCAAGAAGAUGUUUGUUUGUAGAAGUGGAUUUGCUCCAACACCUAGUCUUAGAGAUACUCUUCAAGAAUCAAGAAUGGAAAAGCUUUUAAGGACAAUGCUUCACAAGAAACUAUACACACAAAAUUCUUCUCGGUCAUUAGUAGUAAAGAAGUGCAUAGAGGACAAGAAGAAUAUUAGAAACAGGAAUGAGGAUGAAGCAGAGGAGAGAAUUGAUGAAGGAAGUAAAUGGGUCAAGACUGAUUCUGAAUAUAUUGUUCUAGAGAUAUAAUAUUGCCUCUACUUUUAGUACCUUUUAUUAGUUCAUGUUAAGAUUGAAGAAAGAAGUGAAAGACAUAUAAUGUAUGUACAAGAUUAUGGGGAGAGUAUGAAGUGGGGCACAAAUUUUUCUAAAUGAAGUUUAUAUGUGAUAUCUUUAUUUUGUUAACGGUGCUACCCGUUAAUUUUUUCAUGUGUUUGUGUCUACAAAUGUGGAACAACUCAUGUUAUGGAAAAUCACAAAAUGGAUUUCUGAUUUGUAUACUAGCAUGGCAUGGCAUGGCUAGAUUUUCAUUACACACAAAUUUCUCAUCUUUUUUUUACUCCACUUUGUUGUUACCUAGUUACUCUCCUUGUAAACUUGUUGGAAAUAUUGAUAUAUAUUUUUUCCUACUUCA
Messenger RNA from Trifolium pratense (red clover), 1255 nucleotides. Its product is annotated as protein NEGATIVE GRAVITROPIC RESPONSE OF ROOTS. Gene Ontology annotation, biological process: regulation of growth; gravitropism. The record is from RefSeq and is a predicted model, not a curated record. The transcript has 6 exons. Lineage: Eukaryota; Viridiplantae; Streptophyta; Magnoliopsida; Fabales; Fabaceae. Bases 76 to 870 code for a protein of 264 amino acids.